AUGCCUUCCCGACAGUCGACCGUGCCGAAUCUCGACUUAGGCUCGUUGAAAGCCGACACAAACAACGGCAAACUUUCGUCGCCCAUAACACCUGGUGCGCAGAGUUCCGACCUGCCUAGCCCCUUAACACCAUGUUCGCCCAAGUCCGCGUCCAGCUCCCCGUUGUUCAAGGGCGCCACUAUCCGUCCUGUCACCCAAGAGAGCAGUAAGGUGAACAGCCCGACAAUUCCAACCUCGCCUGGGUCUGUGGCAGCCGAGCCCCCAACCCCUGGUCUGACGGCCAUCCCUCAACAGUUUCCUUCACCCAAGGACUCGUCAAAACACAGUCGCGAUGCUUCAAAAUCAUUCUUCGGCACGCUGAAGGCCCCCAAGACAGAUCAGAUGGUUCAGAUCACUCGACCGAGCCCCCCCAAGAGUCGUGGAGGUUCUCGGGAUCGCAAAUCGCAGAUGCCACCCAAACUAUACGAGUCGAGCCCCGACCUGCCAACUGUAAUUGCCCAGGCAGGGGAGAAUGAGAAGAAUGAACACCAUACGAGUGAAAAGAGUACGCAACAAAGCGGCCACAAGAAGGCAGGGCCCGAUCCGGAGCAGGCAGCCUCGAAAAAGAAUAAACCGAGAUUCGGCAACCUCCUGAGCCGCUCUCGGUCGAUUCGUGUCGAUGAAUCUUCCGGGAAUCGGGCCGCCGGUCGACGACCCUCGAUUGGUCUAGCGAAAUUGGAGGAAUUCAGCCAGAAGGAUACGGCUACUGCCCCGCGUGCUGCAACAGUGCGCCCUGAACGACCCCAGCAAGGUAGUUUGCAACCUCCUCCUAGCCGCGGAGGAGAUGGUCAUUCCUUACGAAAGGAGAGAAGCCACGGAGGAUCAAUGGUCACAUCAGGCUCGCUGAGCCAAGUUUCCGGUGCAUCGGCCGCAAUUUUCAACAACCUCAAGCAGUCGUCGUCUGGUGCAGCGGAUCGUCUAGGCAAAGCUGGAAAGGGAUUCUUCGGCAAGAUUACUCGGAGCGGAAGCACGAACGAGCGCGAGCUAAUCAAUGACGACAACUACGUCUGCUCUGUGAUCAACCUCCCUCUGAUACAGCAAGCGAGGAAGACUCGCAUCUGUAAGAAGCUGGAAGCCUGCCGGGACAAAACCGAGUUCUGGAUGCCUGCGCUUCCAUACCGUUCUAUCGAUUAUCUCAACUUCAAGGGCUGCGAAGAAGAAGGUUUAUACCGGGUACCAGGAAGUGGCCGAGAAGUCAAGCACUGGCAAAGGCGCUUCGAUACAGAGCUUGAUAUCGAUCUUUUCGAUGUUCCGGAUCUAUAUGAUAUCAACACGAUUGGGUCCUUAUUCAAAGCUUGGCUCCGUGAAUUGCCCGACGAGCUGUUCCCGAAAGCGACCCAAGAUAUGAUCGCCGAGAAGUGCGAGGGCGCUACAACGGCUCCGCAAUUGCUGAAGGACGAACUCUCCAAAUUGCCACCAUAUAACUACUACCUUCUCUUCGCCAUCACCUGCCAUCUCAACCUUCUCCACUCAUACGUGGAUCAAAAUAAAAUGGACUAUCGCAACCUGUGCAUUUGCUUCCAACCCUGCAUGAAGAUCGACGCAUUCUGCUUCCAAUUCUUGGUCUGCGACUGGAAGAAUUGCUGGCAGGGCUGCUGGACCGAGAAGGAGUAUGUGCAGAAGGAAAUGGAAAUGGACGAGGCGGAACAGAAGGUCGCGGCGGAGAAGAAUACCGCCAGUCGCAGCAGGCCCGAUCUUCCCCAGUCUUCUUCCAGUCACGAACGCGCCGUUUCUUCCAGUUCCAGCUCACAGGCCGAGGAGGAACGGCCUCGACCAAAGACUCGGGGUGAGGCUCGACCAAAGACUCGGGGUGAGGCUCGGCCAAAGACUCGGGGUGAGGCUCGGCCUGAAACUCGGAGUGAGUCUCGACCUGACACUCUGGGCGAGCCUCGAACACGAAAGGCGAAGCCUCAGAACAUCGAGACCGCACAUACACGAAGCAUCUCCCAGCUCCCGGAACUCGGACCUCCCCUUUCUCCCAUCAAAAUCUAA
This is a messenger RNA of Penicillium waksmanii, 2031 nucleotides long. RefSeq lists its product as uncharacterized. The coding region runs from base 1 to 2031 and encodes 676 amino acids. The record is from RefSeq and is a predicted model, not a curated record. The transcript is spliced from 3 exons. Gene Ontology annotation, biological process: regulation of GTPase activity; signal transduction. Gene Ontology annotation, cellular component: cytoplasm. NCBI's taxonomy places the organism in Eukaryota, Fungi, Ascomycota, Eurotiomycetes, Eurotiales, Aspergillaceae.